Messenger RNA from Aspergillus puulaauensis, 483 nucleotides. RefSeq lists its product as uncharacterized. The transcript has 4 exons. The record is from RefSeq and is a predicted model, not a curated record. The coding region runs from base 1 to 483 and encodes 160 amino acids. Lineage: Eukaryota; Fungi; Ascomycota; Eurotiomycetes; Eurotiales; Aspergillaceae.
AUGCAACUUCUUUCCGUCUCUGCUGCUAUUGCUGCUACCUUGAGCAUGGUGCAGUUCUGCCCUGCUCCCCCCGUUGUGCUCGGUCCCAUCAUCGCUGGUGCUCUUGCCGGUGAAGCCGGUGCCAUGGUCGGCUACGGUGUUGGCAAGAUCAACGGCAAGCGUGACGUUGCCGUCAGUGGCUCUAUCAAGGGCUCCGUCUUCCGCAAGCGCGACGAUCCCUUCGCCGGCCUUCCCCAGCCUGCUGCAGACACCUGCAAGGAGCAACUGAACGGCGUCACUGUUGAGUUCCAGAACACUGGCGAGGGAUCCUUCCGCGCCAACAACAUCCCCUCGGCCUGCAUGACCCUGUCCAAUGUCAUUAUCGGCCAGGACCCCGCGCAGCCCGCCCCUACUCCUCUGGGCUCUGACUCCCUGGAAUACACUGGUCUCUCCGAGGACGACCUCAACAAGCUCCAGUCCGCCCUUGACGGCAACGGCUACUAG